AUGUGGGAACCGGUGGGGCAGACUAUAUUCUUUGAAUCCUCUCGCCUCUUUGCCGACUUGCUAUCAGCAGCCGUUGCCUCUACUGAUGCUCCUUCUAGCUUUUCCAUUGGGCCUGGAUACCUCAGUCGUCUACUUUCUCGCCUUUCUGAGUUGACUACCACGAGGUCUAUAUGGCUGCCUAAUAUUCUGUUUCAACUUUUGGCGUCCGACGUCUCUUUGCCCAACCUCUGUUUUUCUCUUCACGCCUUUUCCUUAGACUCUCAAUCUUCUAGUCAACCACCUUCUCAGGCCAUUUGUAAUUCUCCUAUUUCAACCAACUCCGCCGAUGUUUCACUGCCAAACAAAUAUGUCUAUCAGGUGGCAGCAGAAGAUUGGAUGCACGUUGUUGUCAAUCUCAUCAGCUUAUGGUCUGAUCAUUUAGUCGCCGACUACCGAGCGACUGGUUUUCGUAAUCCAUUCUUAUUCAAUUCAAAUUGUGCAAAUAAAUUUGUUGAGCCCUACAGGGGCAAGAAAGAAGAUGAAACUGGAAGAAUGGAUGGUCAAUGGAUGGCAAAUCCAGUGAUUCACUUUGAUGACUGGCUUACCACUUUUCGGUGUCUGCUCGGCAUGAGACAAACUGGUAGCGAGAUCUGGCUUCCCAAUGUUGCAGAUCCGGACUGGAGGGCCAAAUUGCUUAUCUGCUCAGCUUUUUGUAUGGCAAAUGUCUCCAAAUAUGAAUCUAGCUCUCCAAACCGACGAUUGGGGUGA
Protopolystoma xenopodis is the source of this 747-nucleotide messenger RNA. The record is from the annotation of a GenBank genome assembly. NCBI's taxonomy places the organism in Eukaryota, Metazoa, Platyhelminthes, Monogenea, Polystomatidea, Polystomatidae.